This is a messenger RNA of Dipodomys ordii (Ord's kangaroo rat), 3617 nucleotides long. Its product is annotated as zinc finger protein 420-like. Gene Ontology annotation, cellular component: nucleus. The coding region runs from base 129 to 2708 and encodes 859 amino acids. NCBI's taxonomy places the organism in Eukaryota, Metazoa, Chordata, Mammalia, Rodentia, Heteromyidae. The transcript is spliced from 5 exons. Gene Ontology annotation, molecular function: DNA-binding transcription repressor activity, RNA polymerase II-specific; DNA-binding transcription activator activity, RNA polymerase II-specific; RNA polymerase II cis-regulatory region sequence-specific DNA binding. The record is from RefSeq and is a predicted model, not a curated record. Gene Ontology annotation, biological process: negative regulation of transcription by RNA polymerase II.
CCUGCUGCUGGAAGUCCUCUGAAGUCCAGUUUUGCAUUCUGGAGGCCGGAGCCCCGAGGCAGGCGCCCAGCCGCUCUUCAGGGGACCUUGGGAGCUGUAACUUGAAGGAAUCUCAGGCUGCGGAACCGAUGUCAGCCAUGCUUCCAGAAUCUUCUGUCCAUUGUCAACAGCAAGAAAGAAUGAAAGGAUCUCUGAAGCUGGUGUCAUUUGAUGAUGUGGCUGUGGACUUCAGCUGGGAGGAGUGGCAGGACCUGGAUCUUGCUCAGAGGACCCUGCAUAGAGAUGUAAUGCUGGAGACCUACAGCAACCUCUUGUCUGUAGGGUACUGUGUUCCUAAACCUAAAUUGAUUGCCAAGCUGGAGCAAGGUGCAGAACCAUGGAGAAGAGAAGCCUCAGACAAGAAUCUCACAGAUGUCCAAGAAAUGGAGUACAGGAUUAAGACUUGUCAGGAGAGUCCCUAUGAAUAUCUGUCUGAAGUAGCAGUCAUGAAUAGUAACACAGGAGAGGAAAAAGUAAGAUUAAUAACAACUUUUAAUUUGAGAUCAAAACCUAAGUCGGAGCUGAUUAGAAAUAAUGGGAACUCCUUGGGGAUGAGGACAAAGGAGUUUAUGCGAUGUCAGAACAUGCUUCUCUAUGGUGAACCUGAUUUGAUAUGUGCUGCCUAUACUCCUGGUGUGUCUCCUGUAGUUUUUGAAUAUAACCAAUGUGGACAGCCUUUUACCCAGAAGGCACAUCUUACUGUCCAACAGACAACACACACAGGAGAGAAACCUUAUGAAUGUAACCUGUGUGGAAAGUCUUUCACCCAGAAGGCACACCUUACUGUCCAUCAGACAACACACACAGGAGAGAAACCUUAUGAAUGUAACGUAUGUGGAAAGUCUUUCACCCAGAAGGCACACCUUACUGUCCAUCUGACAACACACACAGGAGUGAAACCUUAUGAAUGUAAGGUGUGUGGAAAGUCUUUCACCCGGAAGGCACACCUCACUGUCCAUCAGAGAAUACACACAGGAGAGAAACCUUUUAAAUGUAACGUGUGUGGAAAGUCUUUCGCCCAGACUGCACACCUUACUUUUCAUCAGACAACACACACAGGAAAGAAACUGUAUGGAUGUAAUAUAUGUGGAAAAUCUUUUACCUGGAAGGCACACCUUACCAUCCAUCAGACAACCCACACAGGGCAGAAACCUUAUGAAUGUAUGGAGUGUGGAAAGUCUUUCAUCCGGAAAGCAAACCUUAUUGUGCACCAGAGAACUCACACAGGAGAGAAACCUUUUGAAUGUAACGUGUGUGGAAAGUGUUUCACCCAGAAGUCACAACUUACUGUCCAUCAGGCAACACAUACAGGAGAGAAACCUUAUGAAUGUAACGUGUGUAGAAAGUCUUUCACCCGGAAGGCACACCUUACUGUCCAUCAGAGAACACACACAGGAGAGAAACCUUAUGAAUGUAAGGUGUGUGGAAAGUCUUUCAUUCGGAAGGCAGAACUGAAUGAUCAUCACAGAAUCCACACAGGAGAGACACCUUAUGAAUGUAGCAGGUGUGGAAAGUCUUUCUCCCGGAAAAUACACCUUACUGUCCAUGAGAGAAUACACACAGGAGACAAACCUUAUGGAUGUAGCUGGUGUGGAAAGUCUUUUAUCCGGAAAGCAGACCUUAAAACACAUCAGAGAAGACACACAGGAGAGAAACCUUAUGAAUGUAUGGAGUGUGGAAAGUCUUUCAUGUGGAAGGCAGGCCUUAACAUCCAUCAGAGAAUGCACACAGGAGAGAAACCUUAUGAAUGUAGCAGGUGUGGAAAGUCUUUCACCCGGAAGGCAGACCUUAACACACAUGAGAGAACACACACAGGAGAGAAACUUUAUGAAUGUAACCUGUGUGGAAAGUCUUUCACAUGGAAGGCACGCCUUAAUAUCCAUCAGAGAAUGCACACAGGAGACAAACCUUAUGAAUGUAGCAAGUGUGGAAAAUCUUUCAUCCGGAAGACACACCUUAACAUACAUCAGAGAAAACACACAGGAGAGAAAACUUAUGAAUAUAUGAAGUGUGGAAAGUCUUUCACAAGGAAGGCAGUCCUUAAUAUCCAUCAGAGAAUGCAUACAAGAGACAAACCUUAUAAAUGUAUCACAUGUGGAAAAUCUUUCACCUGGAAGGCACACCUUGACAUCCAUCAGAGGACACACACAGGAGAGAAACCUUUUGAAUGUAAUUUGUGUGGAAAGUCGUUCGCCCAGAAGGGACAGCUUACUGUCCAUCAGAGAACACACACAGGGGAGAAACCUUAUGAAUGUAACAGCUGUGGAAAGUCUUUCACCAGGAAGGAAUACCUUACUGCCCACCAGAGAACACACACAGGAGAGAAACCUUUUGAAUGUAACCUGUGUGGAAAGUCUUUCGCCCGGAAAACAAAACUUACUGAUCAUCACAGAAUACACACAGGAGAGAAACCUUAUGAAUGUAACAAAUGUGGAAAGUCUUUCACCUGGAAGGCACACCUUAAUAUCCAUCAGAGAAGACACACAGGAGAGAAACAUUUUGAAAGUAACCUGUGUGGAAAGUCAUUUGUCCAAAAGGGAAAAGUUACUGUCCAUCAGAGAACACACACUGGGCAGAAACCUUGUGAAUGUAACAAAUGUGGAAAAUCUUGCAUCAAGAAGGCACACCUUAGUGUCCACCAGAUAACACACAGAGGAGAAAAACCUUAAAAAUGUAACAGCUGUGGAAAAGUUCCACACAGAAGUAAACCCUCAUUUUGCAUCGGAGAGCACUCACAGGAGAGAAGCCUUUUGAAUGCAACACAUGUGCAGAGCUUCAAGUGGAAGUGACAGCUCAGCACACAUGAGAAAAUUCACCCACAUGAGAAACCUCUGGAAUGUAACAAAUGGGGAAAGUCUUUCAUCUGGUAGAAAAGGCAGUUUGCAGCAGAGAACCCACACAGGAUAGAUAGAAGCCCUUAUUUAGUACCAGAAAUAACACAAGACAGGUAAGUAACAAUAUGUAAAGCUAAUGGGCUCAAAUCGCUCAUGUCUGCAAUUCUGAAAUCUGAAGACCAAUCUUUGGAGCUUGCCUGGGUAAAAUGAACAUGAGACUUAUCUCCAAUUAGCCACCAUAAAGGUCAAAAGUAGUAGAUAUGUGCCUCAAGCGAUAGAGGACUAGCCUUCAGCAAAGAAGCUCAGGAACAGCACCUAGGCAGUGAGAUCAAGUGCUAACGUUGGCAUGUUUGACUGGUGUACAGAAAUCAAUACCAGUUGUAGUAAUUGAACUUCAUUUUGUAAUAAUGCACACUUUUAAGGAAUCCUCUUAGAAACAGAAAAAUGGGUUUCUAUGUGAAGCUAGUUCAUAAUUUAGUAGUUGCUCUAAAUAUUAUCCUUCCUUAAUAAUUAGGAAUUCAUUUGAUUUGAGGACAGCAGUGUAUUCAUUUGAAAUAAAGUUAGUAAUCUAGGUGUGUUUUGGCAGGCUUAUAAUUCAAAAGGUAGGAAAGGAAGACAGGAUUUUCAUUAGUUUGAGAGCAACUCAAGCUAUACAGUGAUGUUCUGCCUCAUUUGUAUAUAUAAAAUAUGUCAUAUUAUUAAUAUAUACCAUAUAUAUGAGUGUGCAAGUGUGUAUGUAUAUAU